Messenger RNA from Ricinus communis (castor bean), 1260 nucleotides. Its product is annotated as ethylene-responsive transcription factor ERF021. The transcript has a single exon. Gene Ontology annotation, molecular function: DNA binding; DNA-binding transcription factor activity. Lineage: Eukaryota; Viridiplantae; Streptophyta; Magnoliopsida; Malpighiales; Euphorbiaceae. Gene Ontology annotation, biological process: regulation of DNA-templated transcription. The coding region runs from base 102 to 749 and encodes 215 amino acids. The record is from RefSeq and is a predicted model, not a curated record.
CUGCAACUGCUUGGAACCUCACUUCCUUCACUUUAAUGUCCAAAUUUCAAUGGACCAAUUAAUCCAUACCUUUUCCAUUCUCUAUAUAAACGUAUAACUGGAUGACACUGUCCCCUACCAGCAGCAAACCAUCCAUAAUUUGUUUCUUUCUUUCCCUGCUGCUUACAGAGAUUCCAUUAAUGCAAGAGCAAACCAGUAGCAAUCACCAUGGGGGUACCUCUUCAUGCUACAGAGGUGUACGUAAGAGAAAAUGGGGGAAGUGGGUGUCUGAGAUACGCGAACCCGGGAAGAAAACUAGGAUUUGGUUAGGUAGUUUUGAGACACCUGAAAUGGCAGCCACUGCUUAUGAUGUUGCUGCUUUAUAUUUCAGAGGACGUGAAGCUAAGCUUAAUUUCCCUCAUUUAGUUCACGAUCUUCCUAAUCCAGCAAGUCCUAAUGCUGAUGACAUCCGAAUGGCAGCCCACGAAGCUGCCCUUCGCCUUAGGUCAUUGCCUAUACCCGAGCGUGAAGGCAGCAAUGGCGGUGGCGGUGGCGGGAGCGGGGGCAGUGGCUCCAGCUCCAGCGUGGUGGGUCCUAUCACGGUUAGGCUGUCGCCGAGAGAGAUUCAAGCUAUCAAUGAGUCACCAUUGGACUCACCCAAGAUGUGGAUGCAAAUGGCAACAAUGGAAGACUCUAUGAUGUUUGCCAAUGAUGAUGGUGUGGAUGAUGAGUGGGAUAGCAUGCAAAAUGAUUCUCUAUGGGAUUCUUAAUUAGGUAUCUCUAUACUUCUCCGGAUUCAAUACUUCAUUAAUUCUGCAGAAUCGUGCUUUCUGAUACUAAUUAUUGAUUAAUUAUUUGUAGCCUCCAAUAUAUAAUAAUUCAAUAGUUAUGAUUCCUGGUUUAGUACAUUGGUACGAACAUAAACAUGGACUAAGCAAGAAUAUCUGGUUUUUCCUUAUUAUUGGAAAAGAAGAAAAAGAAAGGAAGGGCUCUGAAUUUUGAAGGAGGGACUUUCUAGUAUUCGGUGUCAUAGUUACUGUACUGUUCCAUUGAAUAGUAAACGAAGGAAAAGGGUUGAAAACUUUGUAGUUAUAGUUUCAUAAAAAAAGGUGAAAGGUUCUGAUUUUGGGUUCAUCAAUUUGAUUGGUGGUGUAGUGCAAUGGGGGCCACACGUAUUGACAUCUAAAGGCCUCUCUUUUGUCACUCUCUUGUAAUUUUAUUUUGUUGUUUUGUUAGUAUAUGUAAUAUAAUUAUAAUAUUUUUCCUAAUUGAUUGGAAUGA